UCCGUCGAAUCGCACGUACGCGCAUGAAGGUUUUUCGAUUUCGAUUGAAGGGAGCCACAGCAAGUCAGCCAGAUUCGUCGAAGAACGUACAUACUCACUUUUGCACGGAGGAGUGUCGAUUGCAUAAGGCUUCUUGUUUUUUUUCGCUUUCUUGCUGUUGCCAUUUUUGAAAGAGCUGCAUAUAUUUGUACUUGUUGGCCGUAUGACUGGUGUUGUGUGAUUUGGUAAUGAUGAUAAGCGCAAUCUCCUAGAGCUGAAUCUGAUCGAAGUGUGUAAGUGAAUGCGUUCACUAAUGAGUGACGCUGCAAGAAUGCAGUGAAUCGUGAAUAUUUUUUUUCCAGUCUGCAAACAAGUGCAUGUAACGCCCGUUUGAUAACAGUGAGUCUUCUGAGCGAUUGAGUGUUGCAAUUAAUCUCUAAUCAUGGUGAUCCCGGGAAUUCCCUUCGUGAAGCUGGUCCCGCUUUUGGGGGGAUCGGCCCUCAAGGCGGCUCCGGCUGUUUCGGCUGUCACGGCAACGGUUGCGGCUGCCAUUAAGGGUGCCACGGCCAUCGUCGGAGUGGGGAAGUUGGCCAUCGUUCCGAUUCUGAUAGCUUCCCUAGCCUAUUACAACUACGAUCUUUUUGAUCCCGAGAAUCGACCCUUCAAUGUGAAAGAUGUGGAGCGGGAGUACGACUUCAUCGUGGUGGGAGCAGGUUCUGCGGGUGCCGUUGUGGCUUCGCGGUUGUCCGAGAUCGGAGACUGGAAGGUGCUGUUGCUGGAAGCGGGUGGCCACGAGACGGAGAUCUCCGACGUGCCCAUUCUGUCGCUGUAUUUGCACAAGAGCAAGUUGGAUUGGAAAUACAGAACACAACCUCAAAAGACAGCAUGUCAAGCAAUGAAGGAAAACCGAUGCUGCUGGACCCGCGGAAAAGUGUUGGGAGGCUCAUCGGUGCUGAACACGAUGCUAUACAUUCGAGGUAACAAACGAGAUUUCGACCAGUGGCAGGCGUUCGGAAAUCCGGGCUGGGGCUACGAGGAUGUUCUGCCGUACUUCAAGAAAUCGGAAGAUCAGCGGAAUCCCUAUCUGGCACGGAACAAGAGACAACAUGCGAAAGGUGGUCUUCUGACAGUCCAAGAUGCCCCGUACCUGACCCCGCUGGGUGUUUCAUUCCUUCAGGCCGGAGAAGAGAUGGGCUAUGACAUUGUGGAUGUGAAUGGAGAUCAGCAAACCGGGUUCGGCUUUUUCCAAUUUACGAUGCGCCGGGGCACUCGAUGCAGUUCAUCGAAGGCCUUCUUGCGACCGGUUCGAAAUCGAAAGAAUCUUCAUGUGUCCCUGUUUUCCCACGUAAGCAAAGUGAUCAUGGAUCAGGACAACAAGAGGGCCCUGGGGGUGGAGUUCAUAAGGGAUGGAAAACGUCACGAAGUUUAUGCAACUCGAGAGGUGAUUCUUUCGGCUGGCGCCAUUGGGACCCCACACAUUAUGAUGCUUUCUGGUAUUGGACCGAGGGAAAAUUUGCAACACGUUGGCAUUCCGGUAAUUCAUGAGCUGCCCGGAGUAGGACAGAACCUUCAAGACCACAUUGCCGUUGGGGGAUUGGUAUUUAGAGUUGAUCAACCGAUUUCGGUUAUUAUGAAUCGACUGGUUAAUUUGAACUCUGCUAUCCGUUAUGCCGUUACUGAGGACGGACCUUUGACAAGUAGCAUAGGACUGGAAGCGGUUGGAUUCAUCAACACCAAAUAUGCGAACCAAACCGAUGAUUGGCCAGAUAUUGAGUUUAUGUUGACCAGUGCCUCGACGCCCUCGGAUGGUGGGGAUCAGAUCAAGAAAGCUCACGGGCUGAAGGAUGAAUUUUACGAGUACAUGUUCAGUGAGAUUAACAACCAAGAUGUUUUCGGAGUGUUUCCUAUGAUGUUGAGACCGAAGAGUCGAGGGUUCAUUAGACUGCAAUCCAAGAAUCCCUUAAGAUACCCUCUGCUGUACCAUAACUACCUCACUCAUCCGGAUGACGUUGGAGUCCUAAGAGAAGGUGUUAAAGCUGCAAUUGCCUUUGGAGAAACUCAAGCAAUGAAACGAUUUGGAGCAAGAUUCCACAGUAAACAGGUGCCAAAUUGUAAGCAUCUUCCUGAGUUUACCGAUGAAUAUUGGGACUGUGCCAUCCGCCAAUACACCAUGACCAUCUACCAUAUGUCCGGAACCUCUAAGAUGGGUCCUAGGGAUGACCCAUACGCAGUUGUAGAUCACAAGCUGCGAGUUCAUGGAAUCAAGGGACUCCGAAUCAUCGAUGCCAGUAUCAUGCCCAGGAUAACAAGUGGAAACAUCAACGCUCCAGUAAUAAUGAUAGGAGAGAAAGGUGCCGACAUGAUCAAGGAACUUUGGCUACCGAGGAACGCUUAUACCAGACGCGGGAAACGAGAACGCGACCCCGUGUCAAAUGUAACGGAAACGGAAACGCCAGUGGAAUCGGUCAAAGACAACGAAACGACCGAUAGCUAGAGGUCGCUCCAAUAGAAAAACUCUUUAGUUAGUUGUUAAUUAACCAUUCAUCACCACACCAACUGUUGUUCAUUUGUUCAUCACUCACGGUUACCAAUUGUUCACCACUAAAACAUGCAGGAUCGAACUGUCUGUCUGUUACCUACCUACCUAUUUCGUGUUGUAAAUAUUUAAAUUGUAAGGACUAUUAGGUAAUUAAAUCGAGAGAAAUAGAAAAAAAAACAAUAAUCGAAGCGCCUAGGGUUAAUCUGACAAGUGCUUUUCAUUUGCUCUGCAAAAAAUGACUGACUAUUUAAUUUAGUGGUUAAU
Messenger RNA from Uranotaenia lowii, 2782 nucleotides. Its product is annotated as glucose dehydrogenase [FAD, quinone]. The record is from RefSeq and is a predicted model, not a curated record. NCBI's taxonomy places the organism in Eukaryota, Metazoa, Arthropoda, Insecta, Diptera, Culicidae. Gene Ontology annotation, molecular function: flavin adenine dinucleotide binding; oxidoreductase activity, acting on CH-OH group of donors. The coding region runs from base 422 to 2473 and encodes 683 amino acids. The transcript is spliced from 3 exons.